AUGCCCAAGAUGCCCAAGAUGCCCGGCGCAUCGAGCAGUGCAAAGAAGCACACGCUGACCUUGGCGCAAUUGUCCUCUUACGAUGACAUGCUCACAGAUGCCCUUGUCGAUCGGGCCUGGUACUGGACCACAAUUCCCAAGAAUCGAACCUCCUACCAUCCCUCGCGAGGUGUCAAAGAAGACGAGAUCAGCAAACUCAUUCAGAACCAUCUAAUUGUCACCCCCAAUGUCGACCUCGCCGAGGAGAAGUUGCUUGCGACAGACGGCCUCAGGAGGUUUUACAACGCGCUGAAGACCUCCCACGAGAAGGCCGACUUCAAGCAACACCUGCGUCGCUACAUGCAGAUCUACCUCCCCGACUGCCCCUUCGAAGUCAGCAGCACCAACCGAUACACAGUCACCACCCACGAGGCCUCUAUCGUUGCGCGAAGGCCCAUAAAACGAAACGAAACAGUCAAAUACCUCUCGGGAAUACAGGUCGUGAUCACGCCAGAGGAGGAGGAGGUCUUGUCUUCCCGGAAGAAGGACUUCAGCAUUGUCGUGAGCAGCAGGAAUAGGAUGGCUAGCCUGUUCAUGGGUCCUGCGCGCUUCGCCAACCAUGACUGCGGUGCCAACGCCAAGCUUGUGAUUACUGGUCAGGCCGGCAUUGACAUUGUCGCAAUCCGGCGCAUUGAUGUGGGAGAGGAAAUCACCGUGACAUACGGCGAAAACUACUUCGGGGAGAACAACUGCGAAUGUCUGUGCCAGACUUGUGAGAACAACCUGGCCAAUGGCUGGAAGCAGCCUGACGGCGUUGUGCCCGUCAAGAAGAGCAUAGAAGACGAUCUACUGGCAUUACAGGGCUAUAAUACUCGUGGAAGACACAGAUACGGCAGGGGAGAAUCGAGCUCUAGGACACCCUCGGUCACUCCUGACCUGCGACCAAAGGUUCUCAAGGGAAAGUUGAAGCAGUUGCGUACAGCCGACCGGGCCUCCACCACCGAAUCGAGCCUGGCCGGAGGAUCAGACACGGGGUCGAGGCGCAAGCGAGGUCGGGAGAGCCUCGCAACACCUCCUGUUACUCCCGCAAAGAAGCAGAAGACGACCAAAUACGAGAUCAGGCCUGUUCCUAGCCUUGUCGCAGACCGCAGCGGUAGCUCCGAUGCUGAGUCUGGUGGCCUGCUCUCAAGGUCUGAUUCCUCGAGCGGAGAAGCGGUGCUCACGGAUGUUACGACCCCGGAAGACACAACUGACUCCGCAACCGUGCCAUCUGAGCCCGGGCAAGUCGCACAGGCCAUAGAAAACCUGAAGCAAGAGCAAGAUGCGGUAGACUUGGCCUCAGAUGGCCUGCGGGAGGUUGCCCCGUUCGUGGAAUCCGCGAGCGCUCAGCAUCCAUCGAUCCCGCUACUUCGUACACCACAACCCCCGCCGAGAGCACGCGGCCUGUCCAUUCACGAUAUUCUCAAUACCCCUUCAGACGCAGCUACACCUGAUACCCGAUCCCCAAUCGACCGAUUUGCCGCUGCGUUUGGCGCCCAGAACUCCGCCAAGCCGGCUGGCAGCAAUGGUGGACAACAGGUCGAAGACCAGCAGGUCGGUGUGGUUGAAGAGCCCGUCUCACCGUCUCCCGUCAUCAUGCAGGAUCCUGAGGAAGCCGCUGAUUCAGUCGAGACUUUGGCAACUGCAGGAACUACUGCAAAGCGCGGUCGUGGACGGCCUAGAAAGCACCCAAAGCCCGAUGCCAGUCCUGUUCUGGAGAAACCCGUAGUCAUCUCACCACCUGCCCCUCCAGAGGACGAUCUGAGUGAAUCUGAUUCGCCAGCGCCUUCGACCGGCCCUGUCACCUACCGCGAACCCGGCGACUACCAGCUCACUCCCCGCCUUCUUGCCGAGCCAGACAUGGCCUGGGUGCGCUGCUCCAACUGCACCACCGCAUUUGUCCAACAGAACGCCUACUACACCCGCUCCUCGUGCCCGCGCUGCGAGCGGCACUCGAAGCUGUACGGUUACAUCUGGCCGAAGACGCAGCCUGAAGGGCCUUGGGACAAGGAGGAGCGCGUGCUGGACCAUCGAACCGUGCAUCGGUUUCUUGCUACGAGCGACGAGCUGGUCGUGCGAGGCAGAUGGACACAUACGCAAAGCAACACCGGCACGCCGAGAAGAGACGAGAGCGAGGCGAAUGUGAAGCGAGGCAGAGGAAGGCCUGGGAAGAGGUCUUCUCUUGCAGAAGAGCGGCACCAUGACGGGGCAGACCAAGAGCGUGCCAGUGUGGUGGAUCUCGACAUUAGGAGGAGCGUGAGGACGCGGAAAGCCAGCUUCAAGGUCGGCGCUUGUUAG
Messenger RNA from Diaporthe citri, 2316 nucleotides. RefSeq lists its product as uncharacterized. Gene Ontology annotation, biological process: regulation of DNA-templated transcription. Gene Ontology annotation, cellular component: nucleus. The coding region runs from base 1 to 2316 and encodes 771 amino acids. Gene Ontology annotation, molecular function: histone H4K20 methyltransferase activity; protein binding. Lineage: Eukaryota; Fungi; Ascomycota; Sordariomycetes; Diaporthales; Diaporthaceae. The record is from RefSeq and is a predicted model, not a curated record. The transcript has 2 exons.